GCGCGCGCACCAGUCACCUGCUGCCGAUCUUGCUCGAAGCACGCGCCGAUACGCAACCGCCAGAUGCCGCGAAACGCAUGCCGCGCACGAUCACUCAACUAACCGACAAAAAAAGUUGAAACCUUACUAUAACCGGGUGUCACAGCCCCGAUAAAUACUUUAUCACAGUGCAAUUUAUGUGUGUGUGUUCUAGACUAUCUAUAUUAAUGUGUUUCUAGUGCUUCUUCUUGAGACCUUCGCUUAGGAUUGUUCUAUCCAUGCGGCUGGUUGAUAUUGGGUCUCAAGAAGAAGCAAAUUUAACCAACUUAAGUGCGAACAGUUAAGAUGUGAUUAACAUACGAAGAGCAACGAUACAGUAAAAUGUGCAGCAAGGAUCAAAUAGGUCAUAUUCUCGGCAAGAUCAAUGUGGGGCUGCCGUCGUGGUCCCGCGGGCUGGAGGCGGCGGAGGCUGCGCGCGCGCGCCUCGUGCGCUGGGCGUGCGGUGAGCCCCCCGCGGACGCCGACCCGCCCCGCAAGAAGAUGCCACAUGCGCUGCGCCGCCGGUGGCCGCUCUGCCCCUGUUUGCAGAAUGACGAACCGCCCGAGAUCACUUACUGCGUGGUGGGCGGCGAGGGUGGGUUGGCCCUGCAGGCCGUCACACCCACGCACCCCAUGCCGCCCCAAGACGAGUUGGACGCCAAAUUCGCCGAGUUGGUGGAGGAGCUAGACCUAACAGCAGUAAACAAGGCAGCAAUGAUGGAGCUGCCGGCCGCGAAGAAGUGGCAGAUAUACUGCAGCCGCAGGCCGCCACCGGGGCAAGCGCCCCCGCUAGCUACCGCGCCGCAAGUCGAAGAGUACAUCAAGGCGCUCAAUGAAAUCGCUGACGCCUUCGCCUCAUCUGAGGGUGUGCCAGCGGCGGAAACGUGCGCUCUCGCGGACGGUCUGAAGACGGCCCUGCGGACCAGGGCGCACAGCUUCGUGCUGCGGUUCGUGAAGCAGGGUGGGCUGGGAGCCCUGCUGGACGCUCUGCAACGGGCGCCCCGGGACGACGCCGCCAUGAGGCACAACCUCAUCGCGGCCAUCAAGGCGCUCAUGAACAACACCACUGGUCGCGCGCACGUGCUAGCACAUCCAACUAGCAUUGAUCUCAUCGCACAGUCCCUCGACACAGAGAAUGUAAAGACGAAGGUGGCAGCGCUCGAGAUACUCGGCGCUGUGUGCCUGGUACCCGGCGGCCAUAAGAAGGUGUUAGAAGCAAUGGUCCACUUCCAAAAGUACGCGGGCGAAAGGGCUCGCUUCCAAGGUGUUAUCAACGAACUAGAUCGCAGCGUUGGCGCUUAUAGAGACGAACUGGGAGUGAAGACUGCAGUAAUGUCAUUCAUCAACGCCGUGCUCAACUAUGGAGCUGGGGAAGACAGCCUCGAGUUUAGGUUGCAUCUGCGAUACGAGCUGCUCAUGCUGGGGAUACAACCAGUUAUCGAGAAACUGCGCAAAUACGAGAACGAGACGCUCGACCGCCACAUCGAGUUCUUCGAGAUGGUGCGCAACGAGGACGAAAAGGAAUUGGCAAGGCGGUUCGACAAAGAGCACGUGGAUACUAAGAGUGCCGGCGGAAUGUUUGAACUGCUGCGUCGCAAGCUGAGUCAUACGGCUGCGUAUCCUCACUUACUGUCGCUGCUGCAGCAUCUGUUGCUGCUGCCGUUGGAAUACAGUCCGCACUCUCAGCACUUCUUACUUCUGGACCGGGUGGUUCAACAGCUUGUUCUGCAGCAGCCAGGGGCAGGAAGCCGGGCCAAUAGCGAGCAGGGAAGCUUACGGGAUCUCAACACUGACCCGGCCAAGGUCUACGAUCCCGAUGUAGCGCCACUUGAAAUCAACGUCAGCGAAAUAGUUCAUCUUUUAGCGAAGGAAGAAGAGUUAGUGGCAGCCAGAACGAAAGCCGAAAACUUAGAGAAAGAAAAUGUCGACAUGGCAACAGAACUCGCUAAGAAGGAGCGGCAGCUGGAUCAACUAGUGCAGGAGCGCGAGGAGCUGGAAGGGGUCUCCGCGCGCCUCAACGACCGCCUCGAGCGAGAGACGCACGCGCACAUGCAGUGUGCAGAGCGCGCGCGCGCCGCCGCCUGCCGCGCGCACCAGCUGGAGACACAGUUAAGUCAAGAAAGGGCAGAGAGAGUAAGAUUCGAAAAACUAGUCAGUGAAGGAAGUAUACCAGAUGAUGCAAAGGUCAGCAAUCUCAAGAACGCCGUGAUAGAAACUUGCAUACCUCCCCCACCGCCCCCGCCUACAUUACUACCUCCCGCGCCUCCCCCCGCGCCCGCACCCCCUCCAGCACCCCUAGCUCCCCUCGCCCCACUUCCCCCUGCACCCCCUAAAGCUAAAAAGAACGUCCCAACUCCCGGAAAUCCCCUGAAAAGCUUCAACUGGAGCAAACUACCCGACGCAAAACUACACGGCACGAUAUGGCAAGAGUUAGACGAUACGAAGUUGUACAAUGCGAUGGAUCUGCAUACGAUUGAUAAGAUGUUCUGUGCUUAUCAGAAGAACGGGGUACAGAACGAAGGUUCUGUGGAGGAUCUACGCCAAUUGGGAGCUAAGCCACGUACGAAAAUUCUUUCCGUCAUCGAUGGAAGGCGGGCUCAAAACUGCACUAUACUGUUGUCCAAACUCAAGAUGACUGAUGAAGAAAUCUGUCGUGCCAUAUUACGAAUGGACACCGGUGAGCAGUUGCCCAUAGACAUGGUGGAACAACUCCUGAAAUUCACACCAAGCGCUGAAGAAGCAGCGUUGUUAGAAGAACAUCAAGACGAAUUGGAUAGCAUGGCCCGUGCUGACCGCUUCCUUUACGAGAUCUCCAAAAUCCCUCACUACUCGCAACGUGUACGUUCUCUGCUAUUCAAGAAAAAGUUUUCCGCGGCAGCAGCGGAGGCGACUACUCGAGCGCAGACAGUGUUGAGGGCCGCGCGAGAUAUGACGCGAUCGAGGCGGCUCAAGGCUUUAUUGGAAAUAGUAUUAGCCUUAGGGAACUAUAUGAAUAGGGGUGCCCGCGGCAACGCAUCUGGUUUCCGGCUGUCGUCGUUGAACAAACUCGCCGAUACCAAGUCUAGCGUGUCCAGAAAUACUACCCUUCUACACUAUCUAGUCGAAAUGCUUGAAACUCCACAGUUCAAAGACAUCCUACUACUCGAAGAGGACUUACCGCACGUACGCGCCGCUGCCAAAGUGUGCGUCGAGCAACUAGAAAAGGACGUGAGCUCCCUACGCGCCGGCCUACGGGAGGUAGCGCGGGAACUGGAAUACCACGCGGCUUUACCCGCACCCGCGCCGCACGACGCCUUCCAGCCCGUCAUGCGAGACUUCCACGCGCACGCCGUCUGCGCCUUCACGCAGCUGCAGGACCUGGCCCAGGACAUGAAGAGUCGUCUAGAAGCGUGCGCGCACGCAUUCGGCGAAGAACCCAGCGCGUCGCCGGAACAAUUGUUCGGUGCGAUGGACGCAUUCCUCACGCAACUGGCUGAAGCUCGCGCGGAAUGCGACGCCGCAAGACGACGCCGCGACGAGGAGGAGCGUCGCACCAGACAUGAGCAAGAGCUGAAAAAGCGGACAAUGGAGCGCAAGCAAGCGUCGAGCCUUCUAAGCUCCGUAGGCAAAUCGCUCGGCAAGAACUCUGAUUGCAACGGCCAUGCUAACGGGGAUUCCUCGCGUGACGGAACCCUCACGAACGGUCAGAAGGGUGAGUUCGAUGACCUCAUCUCCGCGCUACGCACAGGCGACGUAUUCGGCGACGACGUCGCCAAGUUCAAAAGGUCCAGGAAGGCUUCCAAAGCCUCGCACAAGGGAAGGGAUUCACCCCCCAAGGGAAUUUGCCGCGAAGACUCUAGGGAACGCCAGAAGAAUUGAACUCGGGAAUUGUGACACCUACAAGGUGCCAGGGAAUAUGUAACUCUUCUAUCCAAGUAGACGUUUGAUUAGUCCGAUUUACACUUCUUGCUAAUUUCAGUUUGUAACUCGUGAGUUGAGAGUUCUUGAAUUGUAAAAUUUUGACUAACGACGUAUCGAAAGUAGUUGAUUUGAUUGUAAUUUGUUUCGUUUCCAACUGUUUAUUCUGGUUGGUAAACGGAAAAAGUGAUUGGCUGGUCCAAGUUAUUUUAAGGCGGACACUAAGAUCAGCGACAACGAAAACGAAAUAAAAAAUAGAGGCCAUUUUUAUUACUCUUUUAUAUGACUGUACUGUCUGUUAACCUUUCACAAACUAGGUGCCUAAUUUUAAACAUUUUUUAGUUCUACAUGAGAUUUUUGACGAUUUGGCUUUGCUGGCUAUCGACUGAUUAAGUCAAAGACUGUGCAUGUUAUUCCAUAGACAUAAUAAUUUAAGAUGUAUUGAUAAGCGAUGUGUGAUUUGAAUAACCAUAGACUAGACCAGAUAGUUUUUUUUAAUAAUAACUCGUCAUAUUCUAUCUUCAAGUUACUUGAAAAUUUCAAUGUUAAACAAAUUCAUCUUUAAAAUGUUUGAUUUUUAAAUUUGUCAAUACUUUUUACUUGUCUGCCAUAUGUUGAAGUAAGUUUUUAUAUCCAAAGGGCUAAUUUACUUUCGAAUGUAUUAAGAGUGACAAUAAGUAGACUCAAAUAAUUUGAUGAAUUGGGUGGCCUACUCCUUUUUUACUUAACUCUUACAGACGGCCACAAACAAUUUUUUUGAUAAAUAUUUUCUAUGAAACAUUAAUAUACAUAUAUAGUCUGAACUUAUUCACUAAUGGAAAUCCAUAGUGUGCCUAAACUUUUAUAAGCAUAAUUUGUUUAGAAAUAUUGCCGCUAUAAUAUUGUCAGCAUUAGAAUUUUCUUCAUAUCGGCCUUUUUUAACGUAUAUCAAUGAUGACAAAAAUACCAUAUCUCCAUCGGCUGGAAAUACACUUUAUACACAUUAUUAUAAGCACUAUAUGGAAUGGACAUAAAAUCUUAUUGGAUUUUUAAAUACGAUCACUUUGUGUGAUAAAUAUGAAGAAUUGACUUUUUAUUCCUAUAUUGUAUCAAAUAAUAAAAUUAUCUAGGUAGUAGGAAUCGAUGCAGACGAAAUUAUUAAUUGAUUUUGCAAUUUUAUAACGAGUGCAUAAUUUGGAUUGGCUAUACAAAGUAAUGGUACCAUGUUAGUUGAGGUUUUUUGAUAAAUUUACAUUGUAUUUUUUAUAUUGAUCUUAUAAAUCUUCAGUAUCUGAUUAAUUUAUUUAACUUUCCUUGAAUGUGAUUGUAAUGAGAAUAUGUUUUAGUUAAAUGUAUAUAUUAUAAUAUAGAAUUUAAUUUUAAUUUGCCGAUUUUUUGUUACCUUGAAGAAUAAUGCAUAAAUUCGAUAAGUUAUUGGAAUUUCUUAUCUAUAGAAGUUUAUCAUUGUGUAAAUUUUAUUGUUUUGUUCAGUAUUUCAUAAGCGAAUAGUAUAUUAAUAUAAAUAUUAAACCUAUAGACAUUAUUUAAUUAAAAUCCUUAAAACGAU
Messenger RNA from Chilo suppressalis (striped riceborer), 5461 nucleotides. NCBI's taxonomy places the organism in Eukaryota, Metazoa, Arthropoda, Insecta, Lepidoptera, Crambidae. The record is from the annotation of a GenBank genome assembly.